This is a messenger RNA of Nelumbo nucifera (sacred lotus), 2194 nucleotides long. The record is from RefSeq and is a predicted model, not a curated record. NCBI's taxonomy places the organism in Eukaryota, Viridiplantae, Streptophyta, Magnoliopsida, Proteales, Nelumbonaceae.
CGGAUUCGAGACGAAUUUGGAAAUCAAGAUUCAAGAAGAUUAAUUUUUUCUAAACAAAUUCGGAUAUCAAGAUUUGUUUAUCGAACCGUUUGCAGCCCUGAGUUGCCUAAUUAUUGCCCUUUUAUUUAAUAAGCCUAGCCUGGGUUUGACCGUUUGAGCUGAAAACUCAAUACCAGUAAACCAGUAAACAAUCUCUUCAAAAGGCGAGUUUUGGAGAAGGCAAUUUCGGUCAUUUCGUUUAGAGAAAACCCAAGUUGACCCACUCUCCCACUCUUCUGACUUCUCUCGCCAACUAUCCAGUUUCUGUUUCACGGCAUCGUCCAGGCUCCCAGUCCCCUCCGUCGUUUGUCGGUCCUUCUUAUCUCAAUAUCUCCAAAUAUCCAGUCGUCCCGCCGGUGAUUGCAGCAGCUAAAUCUGAUCAUGAUGCUGAAUUGAAGAGUCUCUGCAUUCGUUAGAUGUCUCUCGUGAGUUUCUCUUUGCAGAACAUGCGGUAUUUCUUCAGUGUCUUGCUGUUCACAGAGUGAUUACAGGGAAGAUGAAGGUCUCGUUGAUGUUUCAAUCUCCUGUAGUAUUUGCCAUUAUUUGCAGCUGUAUUUACCUCUUGUUUCUGGUCAGCAAAUCUAAUGGUCAAGCGACUACAGACCCAAUUGAAGUGAAGGCUUUAAACUCUAUCUUCCAACAAUGGGGAAUAUCUGAUGUUAGUUCAUGGAAUAUAAGUGGAGAGCCUUGUAGUGGUGUUGCCAUCCUUAACUCAACUAAUAUUGAUGAUACGGAUUUCAACCCUGGGAUUAAAUGCAAUUGUAGCUACAAUAAUGGAUCAACUUGCCACAUAACUCAUUUGAAAGUUUAUGAGAAAGAUGUAAACUCAGUAAUUCCGGAAGAGCUUGCCAACUUGACAUAUCUAACUUAUCUGAAUUUGGAUAGGAACUACUUCACAGGAUCCAUGCCUACUUUCCUCGGCCAGUUAUCAGCAAUGCAAAACUUGUCACUUGCAAUCAAUGCGUUAUCUGGAAGCAUUCCCAAGGCGAUCGGAAACCUCAAGGACCUGAUUUCUCUGUCUUUUAGCUCAAAUAAUUUCUCUGGAGCACUUCCUUCUCAACUUGGGAAUCUAGUCAAACUUGAAGAAUUGUACAUAGACAGUUCUGGAGUAAGUGGAGAGAUCCCUACGUCAUUUGGUAGCCUAGUAAACAUGCGGAUUAUGUGGGCUUCAGAUAAUAAUUUUACAGGAAAGAUACCUGACUUCAUUGGGAACUGGACGAAGCUUACUGAAUUGAGAUUUCAAGGGAAUUCUUUUCAAGGUCCAAUACCGGCUAGCUUUUCUAACUUGACUUUAUUAACAGAUCUGAGAAUAAGUGAAUUAUCUAAUGUCAGUUCUACGUUGGAUUUCAUUAAAGAUAUGAAGGCUUUAACCACAUUAGUUUUGAGAAACAAUAUGAUAUCUGGUACCAUCCCAUCAAACAUCGGAGAGUAUGAAAAGUUGCAACGAUUGGAUUUAAGUUUCAACAAUCUAACUGGCCAGAUUCCAAGCUCUCUAUUCAAUUUGAGUUCUCUCUCUCACUUGUUUCUCGGGAACAAUAGUUUAUUUGGUGCUCUUCCUUCUCAAAAGAGUUCAAGUCUUCUCAAUAUUGAUUUGUCAUAUAACCAACUCUCAGGAAGCUUUCCUUCAUGGGUGACAUCAGACCUACAACUGAAUUUGGUGGCAAACAACUUUAUAUUUGAUAGUUCAAAUAUCAGCAUUUUUCCAAUGCUAAAUUGUCUUCAGCGAAAUUUCCCAUGCAAUAGAGCGUCUCCACGCUAUUCCAGUUUUGCAAUCAAGUGUGGUGGUCCAGAGCUGACAGCUCUAGAUGGUGUAGUUUUUGAGAGGGAAAAUAAAUCUCUUGGCCCAGCAUCAUACUAUGUAACGAACACAAGCAAAUGGGCUGUUAGCAAUGCUGGGAUGUUCUAUGACAGAAAGGGAUCAUUGUACACCCAAAACUCUUUGGCACAAAUUACAGGUGGAGGAACAUUAAACUCUGAAUUCUUCAGGACAGCAAGACUAUCUCCAGGAUCAUUAAGAUACUAUGGCCUGGGUUUGGAGAAUGGAACAUAUAAUGUAAGCCUACAUUUCGCUGAAAUAGGAUAUGAUGAUCAAAGUUCACGCACCUGGAAGAGUCUUGGAAGGCGUGUUUUCGAUGUUUACAUACAGAAUUUUUAA